Molecule: messenger RNA, 396 nt
Organism: Biomphalaria glabrata
Lineage: Eukaryota; Metazoa; Mollusca; Gastropoda; Planorbidae
Product: serine/threonine-protein phosphatase 6 catalytic subunit-like
Exons: 5
Coding region: 1-396 (131 amino acids)
Biological process (GO): peptidyl-serine dephosphorylation; G1/S transition of mitotic cell cycle
Cellular component (GO): cytoplasm
Molecular function (GO): protein serine/threonine phosphatase activity
Source: RefSeq, a predicted model, not a curated record
AUGAAGAAAGCCUCCAUAUGUAAGCUGUGUGACAAGGUGUGUGAGUUGCUGUUGGAGGAGUCCAAUGUACAACCUGUUCAGACACCUGUGACUGUCUGUGGAGACAUCCAUGGUCAGUUUGUAACACUGAACAGUUUAAAGUUGAUAUGUCGGGCACAUCAAUUAGUGAAUGAAGGUUACAAGUUCAUGUUUGAUGAAAAACUGGUCACUGUUUGGUCAGCACCCAACUAUUGCUAUCGCUGCGGUAACAUUGCUGCUGUCCUGUCUUUCUCCGACCCUGACCACAGAGAAGCCAAGCUGUUCCGAGCUGUUCCAGACACUUUCAACAGAUUUGAACUUAGGAUCCUCAGUCUGGCACUUUUCUACUCAACUAUGACCUCCAACAUGGGAAUAUAA